AUGACCAAGACGCAGUGGCAGGCUAUCAGCGCGGCAAAGCAGCAGGCCCUGCUCGCCUCGAUUCCUCCGGAAUGGCUGAUCGAUGUCAGCAUGAUGCCGCCAGACUCUCAGCUGGACGUCGCAUCCUGGCCUGAAACCUCCGGAUGGUUCACCGCGGCAGAGCUCGCGAUCACCUCUUCUCCUGCCGCUGUCAUCGUCGAGAAGACUGCCUCAGGGUCGUGGACGGCAGAGUCGGUCGCUCGGGCGUUCUGCAAGAGGGCUGCGGCUGCCCACCAGCUUACAAACUGCCUGUCAGAGACACUGUUUCCUGAAGCCAUCAAGACUGCGCAGGCCCUUGAUAUCCAUCUCGCUGCCACUGGCAAGCCCGUGGGUCCUCUGCAUGGCCUUCCGAUAUCUAUCAAGGAUAACUUCAACAUCGCCGGCAAAGACUCUACAUUGGGCUUCACGGCCUGGGUCGGGCAGCCAGCGACGCAUAACAGUGUAUUGAUAGAUCUGCUGAAGGCAGCCGGUGCGGUGCUCUAUGUCAAGACAAACGUGCCCACGGCGAUGAUGAUUGCAGAGACCGUGAACAAUGUCUUCGGCCGGACAACGAACCCCUUUAACCGCCUUACUUCCUCCGGAGGCUCUUCAGGAGGCGAGUCGGCUUUGAUAGCGUUCCAGGGGAGCCCCCUUGGAGUCGGCACUGAUAUAGGUGGUUCCCUGCGUAUACCCGCUGCUCUCACGGGAAUCUUCACUCUCAAGCCUUCCGUUGGCCGUUUCCCUAACCUCAAGACCAAAUCUGGUCUCGCGGGACAGGAGUCCGUUACCAGUGUUAACGGGCCAAUGGCUCGGGAUCUACAGGCAAUCUCUCUCUGGGCUGAAGCAGUUGUCAAUUCUCAGCCGUGGAUCACCGACCCCAAAUGUCUUCCUAUCCCAUGGAGACAAGUCGAGCUCACGAAGAGCUUAAAAAUAGGUAUUAUGUGGAACGAUGGCAUGGUCAGGCCCACUCCACCGGUCAGGAGAGCUUUGAAAGAAACAGCAGAGAAGUUGAGGCUGGCAGGGCAUGAAGUUAUUGACUGGGAGCCCAUCGGCCAUGCUCAAGCUGCUGAUAUACUAGACCGCUUUUUCCUCUCUGAUGGUGGAAAGUCAGUUGAAAAACUACUUGCAAUGUCCGACGAACCUAUCCGUCCAGAGAUGGAACGGUAUGGCCGUGCAGUUGACCAUGGUGUAUAUAACUUAUGGCAACUCCAUCAGGAACGAAACAUCCUACAGAAGGACUACUUGGAUCGAUGGAAUGCAUUAGAACUCGAUGCUAUACUAACCCCAACGGCGCCGUUUGCUGCCGUCGAGCAUUCUAAAUUCAGACAUGUUGCUUAUACUGGUGUAUUCAAUAUUUUGGACUAUACCUGCAUAUCAUUCCCCUGUAAUGUGACCGUUGAUGAGGCGGUUGACGUAUCUGUACCUGGCGAAACGCCGCUGAGCAAGGAGGAUGCUUUGGUACAGAAUGAAUAUAACUCGAGUGUCAUUCACGGAAUGCCUGUUAGCCUUCAGCUAGUUGGGCGUCGUCUCGAGGAAGAAAAGGUCGUGAAGAUGUGUGAUGCCAUUUUACAAGCACUAUAG
Nannizzia gypsea CBS 118893 is the source of this 1599-nucleotide messenger RNA. RefSeq names its product acetamidase. Bases 1 to 1599 code for a protein of 532 amino acids. NCBI's taxonomy places the organism in Eukaryota, Fungi, Ascomycota, Eurotiomycetes, Onygenales, Arthrodermataceae. The transcript is spliced from 6 exons. The record is from RefSeq and is a predicted model, not a curated record.